Bombina bombina (fire-bellied toad) is the source of this 7933-nucleotide messenger RNA. RefSeq names its product EH domain containing 2 (gene EHD2). Gene Ontology annotation, molecular function: GTP binding; calcium ion binding; protein binding. The coding region runs from base 446 to 2062 and encodes 538 amino acids. The record is from RefSeq and is a predicted model, not a curated record. Gene Ontology annotation, cellular component: plasma membrane; cytoplasm. NCBI's taxonomy places the organism in Eukaryota, Metazoa, Chordata, Amphibia, Anura, Bombinatoridae. The transcript is spliced from 5 exons. Gene Ontology annotation, biological process: endocytosis; endosomal transport.
UCACUUUUUCCCUUUUGUUGGCAAGUAGUGUUCUCUCACACUGCCAUACAUUGUUCCUUAUAUCUGGGGUGGGUUAAAACUCCCCUUAGAAACAAAAUCUUUGUUUGACCUACUAACCCCCUUUCCUCUGGUGAAGAAACAGGAGAGUCCCUUCAAUCUCCACCCUCAUACACACCCUGUUCCUGACGCCCCCCCUUAAUUUCUCCAACCCUCCUGUGAGAUUUUGGUAAACUCUAAGUAUUGCUUGGCUGCCAACAGACCGAGAAGAAGCACAGGAGACGUUUUGAUCAGAAGGAACCAGGGGCAGGUGGAAGAAGAUAUCAGUAGAGUAGACAACCAAAAAAAGAAAACUAAGAGAUUUGAUUUGUUUGAGUUGAAGAUAAAAAAGAUUUAAAUAAAUCAAGUUAGGGCAUUUCUCCAUUAAAAGUGAAGAUCUGUUCUCAAGAUGUUAAGCUGGAAGAGAAAGCAUGAGAAGAACAAGAAAGCCCCUGAAGUGGUCCAUACUGUGACCGAGGGGCUAAAAGAUCUCUAUAACAAGAAGCUAAAGCCGGUGGAAGAGUUGUACAGGUUCAACGACUUCCAUUCUGCAGGUUUGGAAGAAGCAGACUUUGACAACAAACCUAUGGUUUUAGUGGUAGGACAGUAUUCCACAGGGAAGACCACCUUUAUCAAGUAUCUUCUGGAGCAGGACAUCCCUGGCAGUAGGAUUGGACCAGAGCCCACCACCGAUUCGUUUAUUGCUGUUAUGCAUGGGGAGACUGAAGGGUUGAUGCCGGGGAACGCACUCAUGGUCGACCCUAAGAAACCAUUCCGCAAACUUAAUCCUUUUGGCAACACCUUUCUAAACAGGUUCAUGUGUGCCCAGUUGCCCAACAAAGUUUUGGAGAGUAUAAGCCUGAUCGAUACUCCCGGCAUUCUUUCUGGUGCCAAGCAGCGUGUCAGCCGAGGAUAUGACUUUCCUGCUGUUCUACAGUGGUUUGCUGAAAGGGUUGAUCUGAUAAUCCUACUCUUCGAUGCCCACAAGUUGGAGAUAUCUGAUGAGUUUUCUGAAGCCAUCAGAGCCCUAAAGGGCAAUGAGGACAAAAUCCGUGUUGUCCUCAACAAGGCAGAUAUGGUGGAGACCCAGCAACUUAUGCGAGUCUACGGAGCUCUAAUGUGGUCAUUAGGAAAAGUGUUUAACACACCUGAGGUCUUGAGGGUCUACAUUGGCUCCUUCUGGUCAGAACCACUUAUGAUUCCAGACAAUAGACGUCUCUUCGAGCUAGAAGAACAUGACCUAUUUCAGGACAUUCAGAAUCUACCUAGACACUCUGCUCUACGCAAGCUCAAUGACCUGGUCAAAAGGGCUCGACUUGUUAGAGUCCACUGCCACAUUAUAAGCUACUUGAAGAAGGAGAUGCCACAACUUUUUGGCAAAGACAAUAAGAAAAAGCAACUAAUCGCCAAGUUGCCAGUCAUCUUUGCCAAAAUACAGCUGGAGCAGCACAUCUCGCCAGGAGAUUUUCCGGACUGUGCCAAAAUGCAGGAGCAGCUAAUGAUUCAUGACUUUAAGAAGUUUCCUUCAAUGAAGCAAAAGGUGGUUGACAUUUUGGAUGAGUUGCUCACAGUUGACAUUGCCAAACUGAUGCCCCUCCUAAGACAGGAAGAUCUUGACACCUUCGACAAUGUGGUCCAAGGAGGUGCCUUUGAUGGAACUCACAAUGGACCGUUUGUUGAGGGCUCCACUGAAGGCAUUCUAGAGGGAAUAGAUGAUGAGGAUUGGGUUGUUACCAAGGACAAAUCCAAAUAUGAUGAGAUCUUCUUUAACUUGGCACCAACAGAUGGCAAACUAACAGGCACGAAAGCGAAGAACUGGAUGAUAACCACCAAGCUCCCCAACUCUGUGCUGGGCAAGAUCUGGAAACUUUCUGAUGUUGAUCGAGAUGGCAUGCUUGAUGACGAAGAGUUUGCCCUGGCUAGCCAUUUGAUUGAGGUCAAGCUGGAGGGCCAUGGUUUGCCCCCUGAGCUACCUAGGCACCUCGUCCCUCCAUCAAAGAGGCGACAGAAAGGGUCAGCUGAGUAAACCCAUAUCUCCUCCCUCCCAGAUUCAGCUUUUUGGCCUCUAUCCGAUUAUUGACAAUAUUAAUGCUGCCCUUCCAUGCGCCCUGGCAACAUUUCCAUUGUCCAAUUAGUAAUGUCAGGGACGUUUGUGUCAUGCAAAUUUACUAACAAAAGUCACGUCAGCUAUAUUUAGUCUAGAUUAUUAAAAGACAGCUUAGUCCUAAACUGUGCAGUAGCUCAUAGCAUCAUACCUGGGAGGGUGUAGAUAUUAAAGAUUAUAAUUAUACCAUAACUGAAGAGAACACCUGGAUCUCUGAAGCUUGUGUACAGCUGUAUCUUCCAAUAACAUUUGUGAAGAACCCAAAAAGUGAGAAAAACCUGCAAAUGACAUCUUCAACUCCAACAUUUAAAUUGUUAGCCACCAUUCCUGUACUGUGAAGAAUGACCCUACUGGAAGUUGGUGUUAGACCCUGUCAAUCUCAACAUGUUCCUUCCAUAUUCUUGAAUAUUUUCAAAUUGGUCUAACAUUUUUUAUGUUUUUAUUUACUCACUUAAAAAACGAGUAUUAAUUGACAUUUUUUGAAUGGUGAUUCACUUAAAUAUUUCUUGGUUGUUGAUCAUUAUACAUCCAUUACGUCUAGUUUUAGGUGUGCCCAAGCCUCAAAAAGAAUCUGUGGUUGUUUAAACUAUCAAUCUAUGCAAGCAAAAGUUAGUAUUAACCAUAUCUCUACCCCAAAGAGGUUCCCAACUGCCCAGAAAUGUUGUUAUUAUCUACUCGCAUGUAAAAUGGGUUCCUGGGGUGGAGUUCUGAAUCCCAUACUCCAAUAAAUAUCUCUGUUAGAUAGCUGUGAAAUAUUCCCACAGUGGCCAUCAGAGGUAACCAAGUGGCCACCAUAAUAAAACAAACAUAAGUUAUCCUGAGGACCUCUACUCCAUGGUUGGAAUCUUUUUGCAGAUAUAUCUUUAUAUAGUGUGAUAUACUUUCAAUACAUUUAUAUUAAUAUAUAUUUGAUUUUUAAAAACCCUUAAACUGGGAUCUAAGUUAGGAAUCAAACCUGUAGGUUAAUAUGUGACUACUAUAAACAACUGGUGCUUUUGAUAUAUCCUACAGCGUUCACAAACUUAAAGAUAUAGGAUAAUGUAUAAUACUUAUUAUUUGCUGUUGCGGGACCCAAAGUCAUCUGAUUUUAGUGUUGGUUUAACUGUGUUCAUGUGUCCUCAAUGGGCUUUAGUGUGGCAGUGAUACAUCAAUGUUGAUCUACUAGGAUCAUGGAUUCAGACAGGGCUUUUAGGUAAAAAGAAUCUAAAUAAACGAACCUGAGUUUUGAAGGUUACAGAAGAAAAUCUCCAUAGCUGGGAUUUGGCACAAAUGCCAAACCAAGUCUUUACAGCUAAUAUCAAAACAUGAUAUGAAAUUUAGCAAGUUAGCCUCUUAAAGCAGUGGGCGACAAAUCUGUUCAAAAUGUAGGAGUCAGUAAGAAUAUUUCGGAGCCAGACAUACUUUUAGAAGCCAGACAGUGAUAUUUGUAUAUAGAUAUAUAGACAGUCACCCUAAAAGUUAGGAGCCAGGGGUAAAAUUCUAGGAGCCAGUGGCUCCCUGGCUCCUGGGUUUGUUGAGCUCUGUCUUAAAGGAUAAUGUUGUGGCUACCAACCUCAUCUUCAAAGUUCUCUAGAUGAACAAAGCCAGGUCUUUAGCAUAUGCCUUCAUCAAAUACCCAAACCUGACUAAACUUGGAAGUGAGAAGUUGCUUUCAGUUGACUGGUGAAUCUUAGAUUGGUUGGAUGUGAGACACAGUUCUUGGCUAUUGGCGAGAUUAUCUAGAUAAUGGUUCUAUUCAAUUGUGUAACAGCAUGUGGACAACACAUAAUUCUUUGCCUAAUGUUUGUGCGCUAGUUUGAGAGAUCACUUUUGGGUAUGUUUGAAUAGGUCCCCCUCUUAAAGGGGAAAUAUUGCCAUUUUUAUAUUUUAGAGGUAUUGUGGUUUGAAACUUUGGCACAAAUGUGCCAACAUUGGCACCAAAUCAGAGGUGACGUUUCAAUUCAGGACUAACAAAUUGAAUUGAAAGAGGAACUCUUUAAAUAAGUGGAUGCAAAAGCAGAUAUAUCUAUUCCUUCCAGUCAUCAUAAGUAUGUGCCAAGCCAUGCGCCUCUUGUCUUUUAUUGCUUUGCUUAGCCAGAAAUGUUUAUCAUACAAAAUAGUACAGAUACACAAACUUGUAAAUAUGUGCAUUCACAGGAAUAGCCAAAAAAAGUAAUACUUUUUUCAUAUUAAACAAAAUAUAUAUCAUCAAUAAAGUCAUAUUUCUUUUUUUUUUUACUAAAAAGCUUGUUAUCCACAUGUAAACUGUUAUUUUUUUUCUGAAAUUAUCUCAGAGUAGAUACAGCUAUGUAAACUGUCAUUUUUUCUCUCCGCUUUAAUAUGUUCCCAAUGAUCUAUUAUACCUGCAGAAGUAUAGUCAAUUGUUUACAAAUAGCUUUUUACCUUUGUUUUUGGCAUUUGAAAUAGCAGAUUUUGCUUGUUGUAUCCCCGCCUAUACUGCAAAUGUCUGUACUUAAGUAAUGAUUAUAGAAAGGCUAUGCAAACAAGACAUUUUAGAUGGAAUCAUGUUCCCAGUGUGUGUGGGUGACUGAGAGGUACUAAAAUGUACAUUUUUCCAUUGUUCUCUACAAGUAUUGGUCUUUGAAUUAACAGUGAUAAAUAAUAUCAGGACUUCGCCUAAAUAUUUAGAUAGAUAACAUAAGGAGGCCUGCUCUUCCUUCAAGCUCAUCACAUUUUAUUGGGUUGUGGUUUCAAUAAUCAGAAACAGCUUUUUUUUUAUAUAUACAAAAACAAACCUUAAUGAACAAUUCCUCAUAUAUUUUAAACUCUACAGCUGGUAUAACAAAUUACUGGAAACACAUUCAGUGGAAAUCAAUUUUACAGUAUACUGUCCCUUUAAUACAUUUGCAAAAACUAAAAAUGUCCUAUAACACAGACCUCCACUUAUUAAAUUGCAUAAUUUUGUGACAGUAGAACUAAAAUACUGAUUUAAUUAAUCUGAGUGUUUCUGUAGGCUGAUUUAUGAACACCAAUAUGAGGUGCAAUUAAUAUGAUACUGAUUAAAGCAUUUCAUUUUUACCAUUUUAGUUUAACCGAGUUUUCAGUUUAUAUUUAAUCUCAUUACUAAUGUGUUGCUGUGCUGUGGGUAUCUGAACCUUUUUACUGCAUAAAGCUAUGACGCAAUACUCAAUUCAAAUCAAAUUACUUUGUAUGCUGGAGGUGUCAUGCCACUUUUUAGCCCCUUAGGCAGCCUUAGUGAUAACAUGCAGAGACACAAAGCUAGAGUUAAAGGGAUAGGAAAGUCAAAAUUAAACUUGCAGGAUUCAGAUAGAGCAGGUCAUUUUAAGACACUUUUAAAUUCACUUCUAUAUUCAAAUGUGCUUUGCUCUUUUGGUGUCCCUUGUUGAAAAUGAAUACGCACAUAACAUACACUAGUGGGAGGUAGGUGCUGAUUGGAGCCUGCACACAUUUGUCUCUUGUGAUUGGCUAACUAGAUGUGUUCAGCUAUCUGCCAGUAGUACAAUGCUGUUGCUUCAGCAAAGGAUAACAAGAGAAUGAAGCAGAUUUGAUAAUAGAAGUAAAUUGGAAAGUUGUUUAAAAUUGUAUGCUCUAUCUGAAUCAUGAAAGAAAAUGUUGGGGUUUCCUGUCCCUUUAAUUAGAGUCACUAAUAUGUUGCCACUGUGCUAAAAGGUGACAUCAUUUUUUGUAAAGCAACACCAACUGCGAAGGUGCAUUAUGACAGACAGUAAAAGAGCAUUAUCUGGGGGUCAUCACACUCUCACACCAUUUAGGCAACAGACCCUAACUGCUUAAAGAGACAUGGAACCACAAAUAUUUUUGUAAUUAUUCCGAUAGAGCAUAUUGUUUUAAAACUGUUUCCAAGUUAUUUCUAUUAUGAUUAUUAUUAUUAUUAAAUUCACUUUGUUCUCUUGGUAUCCUUUGAUGAAAAUCUGGUAGGCAGGCUCAGGAGCGUCUACAAAGAUCAAAGCAAAUUUAAUAAACUAAAUAGAGGAUGUAAAUUACACCUUCUCAUACUCUCACCCCUGACAUUGUGGGGCCCACCAAAGCGGGGGGCCCUGGGUGGAUGCCUGAUUAUGAUAAAACAGUAACUGUGACCCAGUCCCUCAAUGCUAUAACCCUAACAUAGGGUGACCAUAUUGCCGCUUUAAAAAGGGACACAUAAAAAUACAUAUGUCAGGGUUCUUAUAAUGGGACAUUAUUCAAAACAUUUCUUUAAAUAUAUGUGUCCCUUUUUAAAGCGGCAAUAUGGUCACCCUACCCUAACAGCAAUUACCAAUCAAACGGUUCUGGACCUGCUAUGGGGGUAAAUUAGUGAAUGGGACAUUACUAUAGGGGGAAAACAAACUAAGGUCUCUUGGGUUUAUUAAAAGGGAGGAAUCCUUUUAUAGGGGCUGGCCAGGCAAGUUAAAAUCCUGGUUAAGGUUAAUUGGGACUCGGCUAGGGUUAAUAGGGGUCACAAUUAGGUUUUACUGUGAUGGAUUUAACUCAGAUAUCCUCAAAGUUGGCCCUCCAGAGGUUUUGGAACUACAUUUCCCAUGAUGAUCAGCCAGAGCAUCAUGGGAAAUGUAGUUCCAAAACCUCUAAAGGGCCAAGUUUGAGGUUGUCUGAGUUUAACUGAAUGUGGAUAACCACCUAUUUUUCUCAUCUACAAUGCCUUUUUUUAGAUGCUAUUUGUCACCACAUAUGUGAGUCUGGUUUGACUGUGGUCGAAAAGAAAAUUAUAGAAACAUAAUGGUGACUAUGUAACCACAUGAUUUUCCUGCACUGUUUAUUGGCCGUUGGGAUUCUCACAGACAUGAAUAGCUGUUGCUAUAUACAGACUUCUACAGUAUUGAAUAGCUUCAUUAUGAAUGUGCCCAAGACACACAUUGUAGCCUCAGGCUUGCAGUUUCCUUACACUGCAUUGCUAGACUGUGAUCUAGUCCAAUUCUUAAAGGAACAGUCAAGUCAAAAUUAAACUUUCAUGAUUCAGAUAGAGCAGCCAUUUAAAGCAACUUUUCUAAUCUACCCAGGCGCUGAACCAAAAACGGGGCGGCUCCUAAGCUUACAUUCAAAUAAAGAUACCAAGAGAACGAAGAAUAAUUUAAUAAUAUGAGUAAAUUAGAAAGUUGUUUAAAAUGGCUGCUCUAUCUGAAUCAUAAAUGUUUAAUUUUGUCUAGACUGUCUCUUUAAAGGGACAGUCAACACCAGAAUUGUUGUUGUUUAAAAAGAAAGAUAAUUCCUUUAUUACCCAUUCCCCAGUUUUGCAUAACUAACACAGUUAUAAUAAUACACGUUUUAUGUCUGUAAUUAUCUUGUAUCUAAGCUUCUGCUGACUGCCCCCUUAUUUCAGUUCUUUUGACAGACUUGCAGUUUAGCCAAUCAGUGCUCACUCCUAGGUCACUUUACGUGCAUGAGCUCAAUGUUAUCGAUAUGAAACAUGUGAACUAAUGCCCUCUAGUGGACAAAAUGUAUUCAGAUUAGAGGCAGUCUUCAAGGUCUAAGAAAUUAGCAUAUGGACCUCCUAGUUUUAACUUUCAACUAAGAAUACCAAGAGAACAAAGCAAAAUUGGUGAUAAAACUAAAUUGGGAAGUUGUUUAAAAUUGCAUGCCCUAUUUAAAACAUGAAAAGUUUUUUUUGGACUUGACUGUCCCUUUAACUUGCCGCUUUAAUGUUUCUUGUUUAUUUUUGGAGAUUUUUCACUAUAUUGCACAGAUGCUUGUGUCACCCUCAAAUACCUAUUUAUAUCUUAAGUGUGUAUCUGAUAUGUCUGGUGCAGCGCCUCCAAGCCCGCGGAUUGUGUAUUUACAUUCACCGCCUUGCCUUGCAAUAAAGAGCAAUGUUUUCCUAUG